AUGUCGCACAUUUUGGAGCCGCUCGACGCUCCCUCUUCCUAUCGAGACUCUCGCUCGCAAAGCAGCAGGCAGGAACAGCAACAGGCGCUGCGUCAGACGUCCACUCUGUACCUGGGCAAUCUUUCGUUCUACACAACCGAGGAGCAGAUCUACGAAGUGUUCGGUCGCGUCUCAUCGGUCUCGACUGGUGGUGGCAUCAAGCGAAUCAUCAUGGGGUUGGAUCGAAACACAAAAACGCCGUGCGGGUUCGCAUUUGUCGAAUUCUACACUCACGCCGAAGCGGUCGACUGCAUGCGCUAUGUAUCCGGUAGCAAGGUGGACGAACGUGUGAUUCGAUGCGAUUUGGAUCCGGGCUAUAAGGACGGACGACAGUACGGUAGGGGCCGAAGCGGAGGUCAGGUGAGAGACGAGUAUCGACAGGAGUACGAUGCAGGUCGAGGCGGGUGGGGCCACAACAGGCUGAGAGAGGAGGAGGAGAGGAAGAGGAUGGAGGAGGAGCAGAAGAGAAGGAGUGAGAGAGAACAGCUGUAUCAGGAAGGCGUUGUGGGCAUGGACACGGGUGGUGGUGGUAUGGUGCCCAUGGGUGGUGCGUAUGAGUAUAGCGAGUUGGAGGGCGAUGCCAGAGGCCAUGCGGGCGAAAACGGUGCACACCACAACGGCUGGGAUGCACAGGGAGCAGCAAGAGCCGAACGCGCCCCCAAAAGAGACAGGAGCUACGAUGAUGAUGAAGAUCAACAACUUUACGGCAAGACUGAAAAGAAUCCAAGAUUCAGAGACAAUGAUGACGACGACGCCGACCAGGUGUGA
Molecule: messenger RNA, 807 nt
Organism: Mycosarcoma maydis (corn smut)
Lineage: Eukaryota; Fungi; Basidiomycota; Ustilaginomycetes; Ustilaginales
Product: putative nuclear cap binding protein subunit 2
Exons: 1
Coding region: 1-807 (268 amino acids)
Biological process (GO): mRNA cis splicing, via spliceosome
Cellular component (GO): nuclear cap binding complex
Molecular function (GO): RNA cap binding
Source: RefSeq, a predicted model, not a curated record